Cladocopium goreaui is the source of this 1932-nucleotide messenger RNA. The record is from the annotation of a GenBank genome assembly. NCBI's taxonomy places the organism in Eukaryota, Dinophyceae, Suessiales, Symbiodiniaceae.
AAAAAUAAUGCUGGCUCUUCCGGCGCCUGGCGAUGCUGACAAGGAGCCGCAAGUCCUCUGUGGCAUUUGCCUGCGAUCGCGGAGGGUUGAACCAGCAGGGCAUGCCUUUCAUGCGGUGCAUGAGAAACCGAAGUUGGAGGGCCGACGGCGUCCUGCGGCUGCAAAGAAGGAUGCUGAGAGUGAAGAUGAAGGCCCUUCCCCUUCAGACUCUUGGAAGAAGAAGAAGAAGGAUGGCACGGGGAAGAGCGCCUUGAAGCUGAGUGCCCUGGUGCAGGGUGAAGAUUUGUACAAACUCCUCGAGGUCAGUGAGACCUCCUCCGUUGAGCAAAUCAAGAAGCAGUACCGCAAGAUGGCCUUGCAGUACCACCCUGACAAGCAGGGUGAGACUGAAGAGAAAGGUUCAGGGCUCUCGGAGAAGGACCAACAUUUCAUCAAAAUCCAAGAAGCCUAUGAGGUGCUGUCCGAUCAAUCGAAGCGUCGACAGUAUGAUUCGACGCUCGACUUUGACGAUAGCAUCCCAGAAGAGGUUGAUGAAACUCUGGGCUUUUACGAGACCUUUGGCCCGGUCUUCCGAUCCAAUGCCCGGUGGAGCACUAGGUUCCCGGUGCCCGAAUUGGGGAAUGAGACGACCGACAUGUCGAAGGUGCAUAAGUUCUACGAUUUUUGGCUCUCCUUUGAUUCCUGGCGUGACUUUUCCAUGCACGACGAGUACAAUCUCGAAGAUGCAGAGUUCCGAGAGGAACGACGGUGGAUGGAGAGGCAAAAUCAACGGGUUCGCAAAAAGUGCCCUUGGCAAUUGCAGAUGGGUCAGAGCUCUGUGUAUGUCGAAGCCGAACGGCGCCGAAUCAUGCGACUGGCCGAGUUGGCUGAGAAGUUUGACCCGCGAAUACGGGCUGAGCGCGAGGAGCGAGAGAACAAGAAGCGUGAGGAAAAGGAAAGGCGUGCACGCGCCAAACAAGAAGAGCUAGAGGAAAAGCAGAGGAAGGAAGAGGAGAAACGUCGAAAACUUGAGCAAGAACAAGCAGAAGAAGCAGAGAAGGAACGGCUUCUGAAAGAGCAGCGAAAAGCAGAUAAGCAGGCCGCGAAAACUUUGCGCCAGCGAUUCAAAAAGAGUGUUCAAGCUCAGUGCAAGCUGGACAAGAUGGAAAUGGAGGAUCUGCAGGAUUUUUGCCUCGCAUUAGAAGCUGAGCGUUUGCAAGAGCUUUGCGAGAGCUUGGAGGCCAAAUCCGCCGCAGAUGAGUCGGACGCCUUUGUCCGGCAUGAGAUGGCUGAGGCCAAAAAGCGUCAGGUGGAGGAGCAAGAAAGACAAGAGAGGCAGCGACAAGAGGCAAGGAAGCGUGAGCAGAAGACAAGUGAUACCAAGGAGUCUGCCCCAUGGACCACAGAAGAGCUUGGUCUUCUGGCAAAGGGCCUCCAAAAGUUCCCUGGUGGAAUGGGUGGGCGGUGGAACUUGAUUACGAGAUUUCUGAAUGAUAGCGGGCACCAAAGAACUGAGAAGGAGAUUGUUGAGAAGACGAAGGAGCUCUCAGAAGGGCAAUCCUUACGAUCUAUGGGCUCCAAGAUUGGACAGGACAGCUUUCAGGCACCAGCUCCCAAAGCCAAAGCCAAGGCUCAAGCCGCCCAAGUUCAAGAGGAGGGCAAGGCUGCAGAAAAUGGUGUCGAAAAGAAGGAAGAUGCAGCUGAGUGGAGUGCCGAACAGCAGCAAGCGCUUGAAAAGGCACUCCAGAGGCACCCGGCCACCUUGGAUAAGAACGAAAGAUGGAAACUGAUAGCUGCUGAUGUUCCAGGAAAGACGAAAGGUCAGUGUGUCGAGCGCUUCAAGUUUUUACGGGAGCAGCUUAGCAAGGCCAAAAGUUGACAUGGGCCGACACGCCAACGUGUUUGGCGCGACGCCCGAUGGUACCUCGUGCGACCAAUAAGCCGCGUCCAAAA